UUUGUGAAACAUACAAAAUUUGAGGGGUGUGCAUUGAUUGAAAUGCUAAUAGACUGAACGAUGAAACCAAGAACAAAGUUCAUUGACAAGCUGUUUGUUUACAUGAAAGGAGGAGCAGGUGGAAAUGGUCUGCCAAAGCUGAACGGAAUCGGCGGGAAGGGUGGCGAUGUUUGGAUCACCGCAAAAGAGAAUCAGACGCUGCGGAAGCUCAAGCUACAGAACCCGUCACAGCGGUUUACGGCCGGAGUGGGCGAGCACAGCCGAAAGUUCCGGAUCCAGGGCGAGCCGGGCGAGGACCGGGUCAUCCACGUGCCGCCGGGCGUGCAGGUGUCCGCCGCAGACGGCACCGUCAUCGGUGACUGUAACGUGGCCGGUGACCGGGUGCUGGGGGCGCGCGGCGGUGACGGCGGCGGCCCGCACACGGGCUACAUCGGCCGGCCGGGCACCGCCCGACAGCUCUACCUUACGCUGAAACUGAUCGCUGACGUAGGCCUGGUGGGGUUCCCGAACGCCGGCAAAUCGACCCUGCUGAGGGCGGUGUCCCGCGCCCGGCCCAAGGUGGCCAGCUACCCCUUCACCACCAUGUCGCCAGAGAUCGGCAUUAUUCACUACAGCGACAUGCGUCAGAUCUCUGUGGCCGACCUGCCCGGACUGAUUGAGGGCGCCAGCAGGAACAUCGGACUGGGACACAGCUUCCUACGACAUGUGGAGCGGACCCAGCUGCUGCUGUUUGUCGUCGACGUCAACGGCUUCCAGCUCAGUCCGGACAGGGUCAAACGGUCCGCCUUCGAGACCAUCGCCAUCCUCAAUCGGGAGAUUGAGCUGUACAAGCCGGAGCUGCUGGACAAGCCGGCCAUGCUGGUGGUGAACAAGAUGGACUCGCCGGCGGCGGCAGAGACCUGGCCCGAGCUGAAGCGGCGCCUGGCUGAGGGACUGGAGGCGUCGGCCGCUCAGCUGCCGGCGGACCUCCGGCCCCGGCGGCCGGUCCAGUUCGAUCACGUAGUGCCCAUCUCGGCGCGCUGCGACCCCGAGUCCGUGGAGCGGGUCAAGGCCAAGGUGCGCGCCUGUCUGGACAUUCACGCGGCGCCGCCUCCUGACCUGGAGGAGGUGCACCGGCGCAUGCGCACUGGUGGUGUGGUGGCCCUCCAUAACCGGACAGUGGACAUGGAGCAUGAUAGAGGGCACCGCCGACGACAGCCGCGGAAACUACCGCAGCUGGCGUGAUUUUGUCAGUUAGCUGAGAUGAGAGCUGUGUCGUAUGUGGGCUGUUUUGUUUGGCGUGUCUGCUAUGCAUGAAGUUUUGAUGAUGACCUUAUGAACAGUGAAUAACAUCGUGCUAUACACAGAUGCAUACC
Amphibalanus amphitrite is the source of this 1355-nucleotide messenger RNA. RefSeq names its product GTP-binding protein 10-like. Lineage: Eukaryota; Metazoa; Arthropoda; Thecostraca; Balanomorpha; Balanidae. Bases 61 to 1224 code for a protein of 387 amino acids. Gene Ontology annotation, cellular component: mitochondrion. The record is from RefSeq and is a predicted model, not a curated record. Gene Ontology annotation, molecular function: GTPase activity; GTP binding. The transcript has 7 exons.